Messenger RNA from Merops nubicus (carmine bee-eater), 1454 nucleotides. RefSeq names its product probable ATP-dependent RNA helicase DDX46. The transcript is spliced from 8 exons. Lineage: Eukaryota; Metazoa; Chordata; Aves; Coraciiformes; Meropidae. The annotation marks the transcript as partial. The record is from RefSeq and is a predicted model, not a curated record. Gene Ontology annotation, molecular function: RNA helicase activity; RNA binding.
GUAUUGAUCAGUAUGACAGGGACAGCAUAAUCAAUGAUUUCAAGAAUGGAAUUUGUAAACUUCUGGUGGCCACAUCUGUAGCAGCAAGAGGCUUGGAUGUAAAGCAGUUGAUGCUGGUGGUCAAUUACAGCUGUCCCAACCAUUAUGAAGACUAUGUGCACCGAGCAGGCCGAACUGGACGAGCUGGCAAUAAAGGGUAUGCAUACACAUUCAUUACCGAGGAUCAGGCACGGUAUGCUGGCGAUAUCAUUAAAGCUUUGGAAUUGUCUGGGAAUCCAAUUCCUUCUGAUUUGGAGAAGCUCUGGGCUGACUUCAAAGACCAACAGAAAGCUGAGGGAAAGCUGAUUAAAAAAAGCAGUGGAUUCUCUGGCAAAGGUUUUAAAUUUGAUGAAACUGAACAGGCUUUGGCUAAUGAAAGAAAGAAGCUACAAAAAGCAGCUCUUGGCUUGCAAGAUUCAGACGAUGAAGACACAGCUGUUGAUAUUGAUGAACAAAUUGAAAGCAUGUUCAAUUCCAAGAAGAGAGUAAAGGACAUGGCAGCACCAGGAACAUCAAACGCUCCUACGCCAUCCGCUGGGAACGCAGAAAAAUUGGAAAUUGCUAAAAGAUUGGCUUUGAGAAUCAAUGCCCAGAAGAAUCUUGGAGCAGAGGCACAAGUAUUGGUGCCCUUCCACUUUAAGGAUGUGAUGCAGCAGGCUACAAAUGCUAUCCUGAGAGGAGGCACAAUUCAAGCUCCUACUGUGUCUGCCAAGACCAUUGCAGAGCAGCUGGCUGAGAAAAUCAAUGCUAAGCUCAAUUAUGUGCCCAUAGAGAAGCAGGAGGAAGAGAAACAGGAUGGAGGGCAGAAUGAAUCCUUCAAGAGAUACGAAGAAGAACUGGAGAUCAAUGACUUCCCACAGACUGCCAGGUGGAAGGUUACCUCCAAAGAAGCACUGCAGAGAAUCAGUGAAUAUUCUGAAGCUGCUAUUACAAUCAGAGGAACUUACUUCCCUCCAGGCAAAGAACCCAAGGAAGGAGAACGAAAGAUUUAUUUGGCUAUAGAAAGUGCCAAUGAACUGGCUGUACAGAAAGCAAAGGCAGAAAUCACACGACUCAUAAAAGAGGAGCUCAUCAGAUUGCAAAAUUCUUACCAACCAACCAACAAAGGAAGAUACAAAGUUCUAUGAGCAUUUGGAGUUCUCUGUCUGCCGGUGGCUGGUGCGUGACAGUUUGUGGCUUCUGUUGUUUUUGCUGUUUACACUGCUUAUUGUAAAUUAAGAAUUUUUUUAUUUUGUCUUGCGGACAUUUUUUAACAGAAAAAUUGAUACUUGGCUGAAACAUCUUCAUUCUCUCCACUCAAGUUAGCAAGUCUUCAAGCAGAGGGGUUUUGGCGGAGCAUGAUUUAAUUUCAAAAGUGCAUUUUUAUAAACUUUCCAUCGUCAAGAAUAGAAAAUAAAAGAGAUUUUAAUUUUUUU